UUUCCUUGUAAUAUUUUCUUAUGGAGGCGCAAAUAUAGAGGAAAGAGGCAACAUAAUGAAAAAAGAGCCUCAAAUCUCAAAAAAUAUAGGAAAGUAAAAAAGAGGAGAGAGAAAGUUGAGAAAGAGAGAGAAAAAAUGGGGAUCUGAUUUCAGACAGGUAACGGGCAGUUCGGGCAGUGCCGGAACUUCCAAUUCUGCACGUCUUGCGGCGGUCUACGGCGGCGGAGAUUGGAAGAGAGAGAAAGUUGAAAAUAAAUGUUGAUAAGAUCCAUUUUUACAAUAUCAUUCCAUAAAAAUCUUAUUUUGAUUUCAAAACUUUAUUAUUAUUAACUGAUUUUAACUUCAUUUCUUUCUUUGAUCUGAUUUUCAACACACACAAGAAAAAAAGCUCUCAACUUUUCUCUUUUUCAAUCAUUCACACCAACACCUUAUUUUCUCUCUCUCCCUCUUUCUCUCUCUUCAUAUUUCAGCUGCUUUUGUUCUUCAGAUUGUCUUAAGAUCAUUAAGUGGAUGCAUUGAAAGGAGAUACUAAUCUAAAACAAGAUGUCCUUUAAGGGCAUUGUGAGGGAACUGAAAGAGAUGAGAGAGGGAAUUGGAAAUCGGUCGAGAAGAGGAGGGGAAGGGGGGAGACAUUGGCGGGGGAGAACGAGGUCACAUAUUGCACCUGAUCAAGCAACUCCUAAUACCGAGGAAGUUGAGCAAGGUCGGUGGGCAAAUUUGCCUCCCGAAUUGCUUUUGGAUAUAGUUAGGAGGGUUGAAGCUAGUGAGACAGUGUGGCCUGCAAGGAGUGUUGUAGUUUUUUGUGCUGCGGUGUGUAGAUCAUGGAGAGAGGUUACCAAGGAAAUCGUUCAGACUCCGGAACAGUGUGGAAGGCUCACUUUUCCAAUCUCUUUGAAGCAGCCUGGGCCGCGCGAUCAGCCUAUUCAAUGUUAUAUUAAAAGGGAUAGAGCAACUUCUACUUUCCGCCUUUUCUUUGGAUUGACACCAUCUGAAGACGAGAGUGAUAAGUUGUUAUUGGCUGCUAGGAAGAUCAGAAGAGCAACAAGCACAGAUUUUGUGAUAUCUUUAGUUGCAGAUGACUUCUCCAGAGCUAGCAACGCAUAUGUCGGAAAGCUCAGGUCGAAUUUUCUGGGUACAAAAUUCACUGUGUAUGACAGCCAACCUCCACAAGACGCAACCGUCAAAUUGAGCAGCCGGUCAAGCCGCAGAUUUCAUUCUAAGCAGGUUUCUCCUAGAGUGCCUGCAUACAAUUACAGCAUAGCAACCAUCUCUUAUGAGCUGAGUGUUCUCCGAACCCGAGGGCCUAGAAGACUACAUUGUGUCAUACACUCAAUUCCUCUAGCUUCCAUUCAAGAUGGAGGCUCGGCACCAACACCUCAGUCACUACCUCAAUCAUUUGACGAGCAGUAUCCACCCUCCCCAAGCUCACAAGGGAAAGAACAACCUAUCAGUUUCAGCUCCACCAGUCUAUCAGAACCACCACCCACUUUCUCAGAGGACCGACUUGUACUUAAAAAUAAAGCUCCUAGAUGGCACGAGCAGCUUCAGUGCUGGUGUUUGAACUUCAAAGGUCGAGUAACUGUCGCCUCGGUCAAGAAUUUCCAGCUCGUGGCAGCUGUUGAGCCACACCACAAUAUUCCAGUUGCUGAGCAAGAAAAGGUAAUACUACAAUUUGGAAAGAUUGGAAAAGAUAUUUUCACCAUGGAUUAUCGCUACCCACUCUCGGCUUUCCAAGCCUUUGCGAUAUGUCUUAGCAGCUUCGAUACAAAGCCAGCAUGUGAAUAGUUGCUGGGUCAGUUUGAUGAAUGUUUUCACCGCUCUAGCAAUUGUGGUAAGUGAUCUUAACUUUGCUAUCAUGAAAAUUUCUAAUGCAAACCAUGGAUGAAUGUAUAUUUAAGGUGUCAAAGGAAAGUAGGGUGUCUUGUAUUUCAUUUUCCUUCAACUCGGUAAUACUUACAUGUACUCAGCCCCGAGAGAUAGUACUGGUCGUUCAUGCAACUCCUUUUGGCUAGUUUGAUCUGAUUAACAAUUUUGCGCAGAGAAUGUGGCUUCAUAGUUCAUACACCAUAGUUCACAUUGAUGUUAGUUCGACCAUCCAAUUUAGAUGAAAAAGUAUUCGAAAGCAUAGCUGGCGUUGGCAAUAUUGUAUUUUUCUUGUUAAGUAGCUGAAAUGUGGAGCCUGCCCAAGCCAGAAGUGAACUCGAACAGAAUUUGGCCUGAUUUUGAACACCCCAAUUCAACCCAUUACUCACAAUUUGUUUCUUAUAUCUUUACAUACAAACCGACCUGUGUGACUUGAAUGCUCUAGCUCAAGGUUGGGGAGCCGAGCACCGAGAUCUUUCCGGAUCCUUGGAAAUAUUUCUAUUGUUAUUGACAUCCAAUGAGAUAACAUGUAUGAUCUGCGUAGAUUAUCUGUAUGGAUGCCAACAUCAUGUAUUGAAUUAAUGAAUAAUUCAGAUCAUCUAUCUCAAUAGUACAAGGAAAAAGCAUGCACUUUUAUAUGAAUUCCUUAUAACUUACCCAAUGGGUAGCUGCUGUACACAAGUCGAUGCGAGAUGGGAGGUUGAAUUAGCUGUCGCGUCUGCGGAGGUUUGGGUUGUGUGUUGCUCGAAGACUUGGAUACAAGAAUAUUGUCCUUGAAGAAGGUGGUGCGUUGAAUGUUGUGAGAGAUAAGAUGAAACUUUGGUAGAAUCUUCUCCCUUGUUCUUGUAUGUACCAUGAUAUUUGUAAAGAUGUAUUGUGAUCCUUUCGAUGUUUAUCUUGUGAAGAGGACUGGUUAAAAUC
Messenger RNA from Beta vulgaris subsp. vulgaris (sugar beet), 2784 nucleotides. RefSeq names its product tubby-like F-box protein 5. The coding region runs from base 544 to 1785 and encodes 413 amino acids. Gene Ontology annotation, molecular function: protein binding. Lineage: Eukaryota; Viridiplantae; Streptophyta; Magnoliopsida; Caryophyllales; Amaranthaceae. The record is from RefSeq and is a predicted model, not a curated record. The transcript is spliced from 5 exons.